AUGGACCAGCUUCUCACCACCCCGUUCACGGACCUGUAUUUGGAUAACCAGACGGAGACUCCCUUAGGCACAACAGGGAGCAGCCCGGGAAGCAAGUGGUCCUUGCACGGCCAGGUCAUGUUUCCGGCCACCAUGAUGGUGACCUUUUUGGGGAUGUUGGGCAACUGUGCGGUUUUCCAGCUUCUCUGCCUCUUCCCUCGGAACAGCCCCUACACCCUCUACAUCCUGACCCUGGUGGUCACUGAUACCCUCAACUUUUGCUGCAAACUUGUGAUCUUGUUGGAAGAAAUCCUAGAGGGGUACCACCUGGUGGCUCUGCACGUCACUCCGUUCCUGGAACCUGUGUCCAGUUUCUUGGACCACGUGGGCCUGUGUCUCCUCGCAGCCCUGAGCGUCGAGAUCACCCUGUGUACCUUCUUCCCCACCUGGUUCCAGCACCACCGUCCGAAGUCCACAUCUGCCUCCGUGUGCGCCCUCACCUGGGGCCUGUCCUUCAGCCUGCAUGUGGGGAAGAAGGUCUGUGGUGACUUUGAGGACCACCUGAAGUGUCAGUGGCUCAUGCAAGUCUUUGUGGGCUUCCACUUGCUCGUGUGUGGGGUGAUGUUCCUGUCCUUCGUGGCGCUCAGCUUCCAGGGUCUUCUACGACGCCCCAGAUGCCGCUGCUCUGCCAGGACCCACCAGGUGGUCCUCAUCACGGUCGCCACCUUCCUGCUCUGGGGCUUCUUUGUCCUGAUGAUCGUGUGCCUGGCAGUGCAGGAGUACCUGUGUGUGACCUUCGACCUCCUGCACCUCCUGUCCAGUGUGAUCAAUGCCGCACACCCUAUCAUCUACUUCCUGGCUGGGUGCCUGGAGAGUGGGGAGAGCAGAAUGUCUCUGAAGGAGGUAUUCAUGUGGUUCAAGCAGAGUGACAUGGAGCUGGAGAAAUCAGGACACACACACGAGGGCUGCGUGGACGCCAGCUCUGAGCUGGAAACGACAGACCGGCUCAGUUCAUCCCAGCAGACGUGGACAUUAGCCUCCCACCCCUAG
Molecule: messenger RNA, 1029 nt
Organism: Elephantulus edwardii (Cape elephant shrew)
Lineage: Eukaryota; Metazoa; Chordata; Mammalia; Macroscelidea; Macroscelididae
Product: mas-related G-protein coupled receptor MRG-like
Exons: 1
Coding region: 1-1029 (342 amino acids)
Biological process (GO): G protein-coupled receptor signaling pathway
Cellular component (GO): membrane
Molecular function (GO): angiotensin receptor activity
Source: RefSeq, a predicted model, not a curated record